CGCGGCUGGGGAGGCGGGCUUUGGCGCGUAGUGUGUGUGUGUGUGAGAGUGUGUGUGUGUGUGUGUUGGACGUGUGCUUGAGAGGAGGAGGACGGCUCCGACAAAAGGGACAUUAGCCAGGAUUGUGGACUCUUUUCCCCGGCGGAGGUGAGCCCCGAGCCGCGUCUUUGUCUGAGACAUGGCGGCCUUCUUCAUCGUCGUUGCCAUGAAGACGCCCGGCUGAACCUCGACGUCUCGUCACCUCCUCUCUCUCUCUCUCUCUCUCUCUCUGUGUCUCUCCUCCCCCACUUCACACCUCCCAUGCGCGGCAAGCAUCCGCAGCCGCCGCCGCUGAGGUUGACGGCGCCCUGGGAGAAAGAUGCCGUCUUCGGGCGGAAGCUCAAGCCCCCCCCGGCGCUGCGGAACCCCAGCAAGAUGAUCGCGCAGCCCGGCAUGGUGAUGAAGGUGCUGCGCCGGAAGCGGAUGGUGCUGUUCCUGGCCUACUUCCUGCUGCUGGUGCUGACCAUGCUCAACCUGGCCAACUACAAGUGGACCCGGGAGCCCCAGCCCUGCGGUCACCUGCAGGCCAGGAGCCCCGGCCGGCGCUCGGACCCGCGCCUCCUCUUCCGGCCCUCGCUGGCCAAGCGGCGCCAGCUCGUCUACGUGCUGACCACCUGGAGGUCGGGCUCCUCCUUCUUCGGGGAGCUCUUCAACCAGAACCCGGAGGUCUUCUUCCUGUACGAGCCCAUGUGGCACAUCUGGCAGAAGCUGUACCCGGGCGACGCCGUGUCCUUGCAGGGGGCGGCCAGGGACAUGCUGAGCGCCUUGUACCGCUGCGACAUGUCCGUCUUCCAGCUCUACAACAGCCCCGGGGGCAAGAACUUCACCUCGCUGGGGCUCUUCGGCGCCACCCUCAACAAGGUGGUGUGCUCCCACCCCAUGUGCUCGGCCUACCGGAAGGAGACGGUGGGCCUGGUGGACGACAAGGUGUGCAAGAAGUGCCCGCCCCUCAGCCUGCGCCUGCUGGAGGACCAGUGCCUGAGGUACGGCACGCUGGUCAUCAAGGGCGUGCGCAUCCUGGACGUCAACGUGCUGGCGCCGCUCAUGGAGGACCCCUCCCUGGACCUCAAGGUCAUCCACCUGGUGCGGGACCCCCGGGCGGUGGCCAACUCCCGCAUCAAGUCCAGGCACGGGCUCAUCCGGGAGAACCUGCAGGUGGUGCGCAGCCGGGACCCCAAGCUGCGCCGGAUCCCCUUCGUGGACCCGGGCCACAAGGCCAACAAGAAGGACGGCUCGGACUACCACUCCAUCGGCGCCAUGGAGGUCAUCUGCGACCGCGCCGCCCGGACUCUGAGGACCGCCCUCAACCCGCCCGGCUGGCUGAAGGGCAAGUACCUGGCCGUGCGCUACGAGGACCUGGUGGAGAACCCGGUCAAGACCCUGCGCCGGGUCUACCGCUUCGCCAACCUGACCAGCAACCCCGACAUGGAGUCCUUCGCCCUCAACAUGACCGGGGGGUCGGGCUCCUCCUCCAAGCCCUUCAUCGUCUCGUCCCGCAACGCCACCCAGGCCGCCAGCGCCUGGAGGACGCUGCUGAGCAUCCAGCAGAUCAAGCAGGUGGAGGACUACUGCCACCAGUCCAUGGCCCUGCUGGGCUACGAGCGGGUCCGGACCGCCGGCGAGGCCAAAGACCUCAGCAAGUCCCUGCUGACUCGCUCCAGACUGUGAGCGCCGCGCACGCCAUCUCGCUCCGGGAAUCUUUUCCACCCCGAGGACGGACUGGGAGGUCCGGGAGGAAGUGAUGUCAUCCUUUUAAAGAAGACAAUCAAUGAGGAAUGUUUCAUUUUGGGUUUUUUUUUAUUUUUCUUGUUGAUGUUUACAAGUUCUCACCAGUAAACACGCUCAGAGUCA
Molecule: messenger RNA, 1890 nt
Organism: Nerophis ophidion (straightnose pipefish)
Lineage: Eukaryota; Metazoa; Chordata; Actinopteri; Syngnathiformes; Syngnathidae
Product: carbohydrate sulfotransferase 2-like
Exons: 1
Coding region: 301-1707 (468 amino acids)
Biological process (GO): N-acetylglucosamine metabolic process; sulfur compound metabolic process; carbohydrate metabolic process
Cellular component (GO): Golgi membrane
Molecular function (GO): N-acetylglucosamine 6-O-sulfotransferase activity
Source: RefSeq, a predicted model, not a curated record